Molecule: messenger RNA, 2132 nt
Organism: Trifolium pratense (red clover)
Lineage: Eukaryota; Viridiplantae; Streptophyta; Magnoliopsida; Fabales; Fabaceae
Product: probable inorganic phosphate transporter 1-8
Exons: 2
Coding region: 442-1998 (518 amino acids)
Biological process (GO): transmembrane transport
Cellular component (GO): membrane
Molecular function (GO): transmembrane transporter activity
Source: RefSeq, a predicted model, not a curated record
AAUUGAUUCGCAUAUUUAGAGGAAUAACGCGCACACUCAGAACUUUGACUUACAACCUAAUUGGUUCUCCCUAAAAUUAUGACAACAAUAUUGCAUGACUUACUAAUAAUCGGAUACAAAUUUUCCAACAACCUUAUGGCUUAUAGCUAAUCACUUGACACUAACAACAAACAAUUUCCACCCCAAUUCUCACGUUUCCUUCAAUAAAUACAAUACACAAACUUCACAAAUUUGAAAUUUUCCAUACAUUAGAAUACAAACUAAGCCUUUUGCCAUACAUUCUUUCAUGAACCAUUGACCAUAACACAAUUGAAAUUGCAUCGGCCGCAUUUGACUGUAAUGUGAUAUGAAGAAUCACGAUUCGAAACCUAUUAUUACCGCGGCUGAAUUCAACACAUAGCUAAUUGAAAGUGUGGAGUUGGCAAGUAUCAAAAUCAAAGAAUGGCGAGAGGAUUGAAGGUGCUAUCAGCCCUGGACUCAGCAAAAACACAAUAUUACCAUUUCAAAGCCAUCAUGAUAGCAGGAAUGGGACUUUUCUCAGACUCCUAUGACCUCUUUUCCAUAACUCUCAUCACAAAGAUGCUAGGAAGAAUAUACUACUCAGACAGCAACGAAAUCCGUCAAGUCAACCCUAUCGUUGUCUCGGCCCUUGUCUCCGUUGCACUCCUAGGAACCGCAAUCGGUCAACUCCUAUUCGGCCGUCUCGGAGACCUAAAAGGUCGGCGCCACGUCUACGGUAUCGCCUUAUUAUUGAUGAUAACAAGUUCUUUGGCUUCUGGCUUCUCCAUUUGUACAACAAAGAGAGCUUGUGUUUUUCUCUCACUUGCUUUCUUUAGAUUCUUCUUAGGACUUGGAAUUGGUGGUGAUUAUCCUUUAUCUUCUACCAUUAUGUCUGAGUUUGCUAAUAAAAGGACAAGAGGGUCUUUUAUAGCUGCUGUUUUUUCUAUGCAAGGGUUUGGUAUAUUGGCUAGUGCUACUGUUACUAUGGUGGUUUGCUCCAUAUUUCGCCGUGCUUCGAAGCCGGCUUCGGCUUACGAUGUGCCACCGGAGGCUGAUGUUGCAUGGAGGUUGAUACUAAUGAUUGGUUCUGUUCCGGCUGCCUUGACUUACUAUUGGCGUAUGAUGAUGCCAGAAACUGCCAGGUAUACAGCUUUAGUGGAACAAAAUGUACUGCAAGCUGCAAAGGACAUGGAAAAAGUACUAGAUGUUGCAAUGAGCCAAAUAGCCGAAGAAGAUCCGUUAUCACCAACCAAUAAUGCUGUAUAUCCACUUCUUUCAAGAGAAUUCUUGCGUCGACAUGGUCGCGAUCUUUUCGCAUGUUCUACUAAUUGGUUUCUAUUGGACAUAGUUUUCUACAGUCAAGUUCUAUUUCAAAGUGAAAUAUACAAACAAUAUAUGAAACACAAAGAUAAACAAGAUGUGUAUGAAGAAGCUUUCUAUCUUGCAAGAAUCCAAGCCAUUCUUGCUGUUUGUUCCACAAUUCCUGGCUACUUCUUCACCGUCUACUUCAUCGAUCGUAUAGGACGGGUUAAAAUACAAAUGAUAGGUUUCUUCUUCAUGGCAGUGUCAUUUUUUGCUAUAGGGGUUCCCUAUUACUCUUAUUGGACUAAUGCCAAAAACCAACAUAAUAAAGGGUUCAUGGUUCUAUACGGUCUUGCUUUCUUCUUUGCAAAUUUUGGACCUAACACCACCACGUUUAUUGUUCCAGCCGAGCUCUUUCCGGCUAGGUUUAGGUCAACAUGUCACGGUAUUUCUGGAGCUGUUGGUAAGGUUGGUGCGAUCAUUGGAUCUGUUGGAUUUCUAUGGGCUUCACAUAAAGUAAAGGAGGAAGGAUAUCCUAAGGGAAUUGGAAUGGAAGCAUCCCUUAUCAUACUUGGAGGGGUGUGCAUAAUGGGAAUGUUUGUUACUUACUUUUUCACCAAGGAAACCAUGGGAAGGUCUUUGGAAGAGAAUGAGGUUGAGCAGUCUCAUCAUGCUGAAGAAUAUAACAAUCUUUGAUUUAUUAUGUGUGCUUGUGUAUAUAUAUCAUGUAUCUCAAAUAAUAAUCAAACGAAAAUGUUUUGCCAAGCGGUAAAAAUCUACAGUUGCCAGUUUUGAAUAACUUCAGAAAAAUCUUUUUUGUUUUUGUUUUU